AUGGCUCAAUACACCCCUUCCAACUCCGACUCGGUCACCUCCCGCUCAAAUUCACCACCUCAGACCUUGACGUCCGCCAUGCCGGGUCCCCAUGAGCUGGCCGCCAUGCGCGAGUUCAUCGACCACAUCGCAGGCGUGCUACCAGAGACCGGAUACGAAAAAGUCCUCCAAGACCGUGCUCGCCGUAUUCAGCGCCUGAGGUUUGCAGAUGAGAAGAGCAAGCAAUCUCGGGCUCUCAAAGAUGCUGUUGGCAAGAUCCAGAACGGAGCGUCAACGUUGUCGGAGAAGGUCAACGGACUCGUGUCUGGAGUCCCUGACUAUGGUCACUUGCCGGUUGCUGCUCCUGCCAACAAGGGAGAAGUCAUAUCGUGGUCGACUGACAACAACGAUCCCCAUAAUACAUGGGAGCAGCAGGACAACAUACCGUUUGGUGGCGACGAUAAUGAAGACCUAAGAAAUACAUGUCCUGCGGUGCUUGUGGCGGCCGAGGACAUACCAAUGCAGCUGGCAGCCCCAGCCCCAGCUGCCCUGGUGUCACAGACGAGAAGUUGUGGGGAGUUCCGUGCGGUCGGUGUGGCGGCUCAGGACAUCUCAUCCAUGAAUGCCCUACACCACCCGAGCAUGAUCCGCAAAAUAAUCGAUGUCAGUGCAAAGGGUGCCGUCUUCCGUCAGAUGAAGAGGUAG
Molecule: messenger RNA, 684 nt
Organism: Cyphellophora attinorum
Lineage: Eukaryota; Fungi; Ascomycota; Eurotiomycetes; Chaetothyriales; Cyphellophoraceae
Exons: 4
Coding region: 1-684 (227 amino acids)
Source: RefSeq, a predicted model, not a curated record